UGGACAUUCUAACUGAUUCUCUUUAUUUUUGUUUAAACAAUAUUGAAGAAUAGAGUUUUAAUUGAUUUUAUUUUGUUAUAUGCGUACAAAUCCGGCUUAUCUCAUCUGUCAUUGUCACUUUGACAUUGACAUUUAAAGUCCAAUUGUCAAAAUAAUCGUAUUUGCUGCAUUUUUGGUGCAGUGCCCGAAAUCCGGUUUAAAAAUGCCCCAAUAAUCAAAACCUCCCACUUAACAAUGCAUAAAAAGACUGAUUAAACCAAAAUACAAAAUGCCGGAAAACCUCGAACUCCAACAACUCGUCGACGACGAAAGCGAAACUGACGUCAAAAUCCACAGUCGGAAAUCGUGCAAGUGCCCCUAUUUGGGGCUGCUUUUGGCCACUCUAAGCUCCUUGUUUUUCUCUCUUUGUUCUGUGAUUGUGAAGUGGAUGACGGAUGUGGACCCCAUGGCCCUCGCCGCUUACCGUUACUUGGGGGUGCUCCUCCCGGCAAUCCCCAUCGUGAUAUACCGCCAAGAGCCCCUUUUCCCCCAAGGCAAGCGCAUAAUGCUCCUCCUGCGGUCCUUCACGGGGACCGCAGCCCUAAUGCUGAGCUUCUACGCAUUCCGACACAUGCCCCUGGCCGACGCCUCGGUGAUUGUCUUCUCCGUGCCUGUCUUCACCGGGAUCUUCGCCCGGAUGUUCCUGAAGGAGCCCUGCGGUUUAUUCAACAUUUUCUCGGUGGUUUUGACUCUAAUCGGCGUCGUGUUGAUAACGCGCCCCCCGAGUCUCUUCGGCGACACGAUCAAUUCGCUGGGCGAGUCGGGGCAAAAGACGGAGAUUUGGGGGGCUGUCGCCGCCUUUUCGGCCACGCUCUUCGGGGCUAACGCUUAUGUGCUGUUGAGGGCCCUCAAAGGGAUCCAUUUCUCGGUGAUUAUGACGAAUUUCGGGUCGUUCGCGCUUUGCCAAUGUCUUUUAGUGACUUUUUUGAUUGGGGCCUUGUGUGUGCCUCCCUGCGGUCUCGACCGGUAUUUAAUAGUCGCUCUAGCGUUUUUUAGUUUUUUGGGGCAAAUUUUAUUAACACUAGCGCUCCAAAUGGAGCAAGCGGGGCCCGUGGCCAUUGCGAGAAGUAGUGAUAUUGUUUUUGCUUUCAUUUGGCAAGUGUUGUUUUUUAAUGAAAUACCAAAUCGGUUCUCAAUAGGGGGCGCUGUUUUAGUUAUGAGUUCUGUUGUUUUGACCGGAAUGCGAAAAUGGAUACUUGCCUUGCCCCCAGAGGCGAAUCUCAGAAGGAAUCUCGCGUUUCUAGUCAAAUAGUUUUAAUGCCAAAAAAUUGUUUUAUUUUGUGAUAUUUUUGACAGUAUUAUAUUAUUGUUAUUCCUUUUUUUUUUCUAUUGAAACGUCACAUUUUUCUUCAAGAAUUCAUAUUGCCUUCUAUUAACUCGAUACGAGAAUAAUGUGACGUCGAUUUUUUUUUUUUUUAAUCAUCCUGUAUAUAUAUAUAUAUACAAGCUUAGGUGGCAGCGCACAAGCUUAGAGGGGCAAAAGCCACUAAAACACAAUUUUGAUGUCGUAGCAGCUCGAAUAUUUUCCCAGAGGUAAUAUACCGGGUGUUUACUAAAAUGUGACUUAUUAUUAUUGCGACUUGACAAAAUAUAAAGAUUUGUCAACAAGAAAUUACCACCUAGGAUUUGAACUUUUAGGAAAAUUACGUUUUUCAUGUUGUUUGUAACUAGAAUUUUCAGAAGUAACUUUGAAUGCCUAGGGUUGGUUACCCCUUGUUGUUGACGAUUGACGUUUCCUGUCAACCUACUGUCAAAUAUCAAUUGAAUUAUCCAUACAAGCUGACAGGUGGCUUAACCUAAAUUUUGACAUUAGUUACGAUAUCUUUUGUUUGUCACCACAAACCAACCUAACCAAAUUUAUGACAACCUAUUCAGGAAUAUCCCUAAAUCCUAGGGAGUAAUUUAUUGUUGAUACGACAAUAUAGGAUGUCACACGAGUAAAAAUGAGCAACCAACAUUACAUUUCAAGGAUAACGUGGAUAUUGAAAUAUUUGCUUAUUAUUACUCGUAUUACAUAACAAAAGAGAAAUAAAAUUAACCGACUUUUUAGUUACUGGUAAGUUUUAUUAAAUAAAUAGUCGCUUCGCAUGAUCUUUGCACAAUUGAGACAAUUUUUGUGAACUCCCAGUAUUGUUUUAAAUCAUUAAUCUUAGAUAUUUUUUACAAUUGUGAUAAAUACAGUUUUUUUUUCGUCAGUCGUUGUUUUUGCGAUGUUGGUUGACAAGUCGACUGUACGCAGGACCAAUUUGCUAUUGGACGUAAUUUCCGAUGAGUUAAUAAAAUUGAAUGAAGUAA
This is a messenger RNA of Tribolium madens (black flour beetle), 2334 nucleotides long. RefSeq names its product solute carrier family 35 member G1. The transcript has 2 exons. The coding region runs from base 269 to 1291 and encodes 340 amino acids. The record is from RefSeq and is a predicted model, not a curated record. Gene Ontology annotation, cellular component: membrane. Lineage: Eukaryota; Metazoa; Arthropoda; Insecta; Coleoptera; Tenebrionidae.